CACUAAUACAUGUAUUUUUACCUUCAAAUUUCACCAUCUUCGUCUUUUGGUUCUGCUUUUGGAUCUGCAACUUCAACUUCAGUGGAGAGACACAGCGAGAGAUCAUAAGAUAUCUGUAAUUCCAGUGUUUCCCUUGCUCCAUCUCCAGCUUCAAGAAAAGAGAUAGUAAGGGGAUAUCAUUUGUUGAAAUGACAGAGGUGGUUAUCACGAUUGCUACCAAAAUCUCAGAAUAUUUGGUGGGUCCUGCUAUACGUCAUGGAUAUUACUUGUUUUGUGUUGGCAAACUCACUAGAAAGCUUGAGGAGGAGAAGAAGAAGCUGAUAUCAAGAAAAGAUGAUGUGUCUCAAUAGGUUGAGGAAGCAAAGAAGAAAACUGAGAGGAUUAAACCAGUAGUGGAGAAGUGGUUGCAAGAAGUACAAAGCCAGCUACAGGAUGUGGAAAAUGAUAUAGAGAUAUUAGAGAGAGCCAAUGGUUGCUUUUAUGACUUUUGUCAUAUUAGAAAAAGAUAUGGUUUGUGCAAACAAUUAGCGAAGAAGAUAGAGAGAAUGAUUGAGCUCGACAAGAACAGCAAAUUUGACAUAUUUUCUCGUCUUGCUUCACUUCCAACAAAUAUUACCUCUUCAACAAAUAUUAUGUUGUUUGAAUCCACUCAAUUGGCUCUCAAUCAACUUCUGGAGGUGAUGAAAGAUGAUGAUUGCCACAUAAUAUGCUCAUAUGGAAUGGGAGGAUGUGGCAAAACAACGUUUGCAAGAGAAGUGGGCAAAAGAGCUAAAGAGUUGGAACUCUUUGAUAAAGUUGUAUUCACUGUUUUGUCUCAAGCCCUAAUUGUUAGAAAGGUGCAAGGUGAAAUUGCUGACGUAUUAGGUUUGAGUCCAUUACUUGAAGAAAGUGAGGCUGGAAGGGCAAAAAGAUUAUCAUUGGGAUUCCAAAAUGGGGGGAGAAUUCUUGUUAUCUUGGAUGAUGUUUGGGGAGUGUUGAAUCUUGAAGACUUUGGUAUCCUUUCAAAUGGCAACCUUAAAGGCUGUAAAAUCUUUUUAACUACACGUGUCCAGCAACUUUGUUCUAUGAUGAAUGGCCAGAGGAAUGUUCCACUACAUCUCUUAUCACCACAAGAAGCUUGGGCUUUCUUUGAAAAGAAAUCAUGCAUAGGUGAGGACUCUUCAUUAAAUAGUGUGGCACAAGAUGUUGUUGCUGAAUGCAAAGGACUACCCAUAGCAAUUCAAGCCGUGGCAACAACUUUGAAAGGAAAGCCUCUUGAUAGUUGGAAUGAUGCUUUAUAUAAACUAAGGCGCUUAAAACCUAUUGGAGUUCCUGCAGGUGUUAUAGAUGCUUUUAAAUGCACUCAAUUUAGUUAUGAUGCUUUGAUAAGUGAAGAAGCAAAGCGUCUCUUCUUAAUGUGCUGUAUUUUUCUAGAGGAUUAUGAGAUCAAAAGAGAAGACCUGUUCAUGUAUGGAGUGGGGUUGGGCUUGUUCAGGGAAGAAGAUGAUUCAUUUGAUGAUUUAAGGAGUAGAGUAAAUGCAACUUUAUAUCAUCUCAUUGAUUAUUCUUUGUUGAUAAAUUAUGAGAUGAGAGAUGAUUGUUUCAAAAUCCAUGAUGUUGUGCAUGAUUUUGCUAAAUAGAAGGCAUCCCAAGAGGAUUGGGUUGUCAUUGUUGAUCAUGAGAAAGGGAUAAAUUCCUUGGUAUUGGAUGGGACAGGUAAAAAUUCUUUCGCAAUAUCUACAUGGUCCAUUAGAGAGGAUCAAUUUCUCCAACAAUUAAAUUUUCCAAAGCUUGAGAUUCUAUUGCUCAAUUCAACUAAUUCCUUGAAUUUGUCUCAAGCAUCAUUUGAAGGCAUUAAAGGACUCAAAGUUAUGGCUUUGGUUAAUGAAGAGUACUAUUUUCCAUUGAAGCCUUUAUCACUACCACUAUCAACUAAUUGGUUGACUAAUCUUCAAACUCUACGUUUGGUGUGGUAUGAUUUAAGUGAUAUCUCAUUUGUCAUUUAUUUAAAAAGACUUGAGAUUCUUGAUUUGCAUGGGAGUAAGUUCAAGUCAUUUCCAAAAGGAAUAGAAGAAUUGAAAAAAUUGAAGAUUCUUGAUAUGAGACGUUGCUCAAUUAGUGAAAAUUUUGAUGAAGGAAUUGAAAGGUGUUUGCAACUUGAAGAAUUGUAUGUGUGUGGAAAUGAAGCAUUUGUUGGAAAAAAUAUUGAUUCUCAUGUGCCCCUUUUGGAGGGUGAUCUUUUUCAAAAAUUGCAUAGGUAUGAAUUACAAAUGUGGAAUAUGGAAAAUGAUUCCAAUUUUCGGGAUAAAAGAUACCGGUCAUGUCUAUACUUUAGAAAGUUAUAUAUCUCCAACAUCAGUAUAUGUGUCAAGAAUUUAAUAGCGAAAGCAGAAUGCAUUCAUUUAAAGAAUCUUCAUGGAGGAUGUAAAAGUAUCUUCCCAGAAUUGGUUGGAGCUGUGGGAAGCAUGAAUAAUUUGAUUGAAUUUUCUCUUCUUCAUUGUCAUGAGAUUGAAUUCUUCAUUGCAAAAGUUUCUUGCUUUCAUGUUGACAAGGUGUGUAAUUUGCGGAAUCUGCGACAACUUCUCAUUAGGGGAUGUCCAAUGUUGACAUCACUCUUACCAUUGACAGUUGCUCAAUCUCUAUCACAAUUGGAAGCCAUAACAAUAAAAGGUUGUUCCAAUUUGAGGUAUAUAAUAAUGAAAGGUGAACAUAAUGCCACGGAUGGAAGGCAAGAAGUAUUUCAAGGAUCAAAAAGUUCUAAUUUCAUAUUUCCCAAAUUGAAGAGCUUGAUUGUACAAAAUUGUGACAAACUGGAAUACGUACUUCCAAUUUAUUGUGCUCAAAACCUCUCACAACUGCAUAAGAUAAGGAUUGAAAAUAUCUCUCAUAUGAAGUAUGUGUUUGGCAAACAUGCAAAUGAGGAUCUUUCAACCAAUAAGCAGAAUGAGAUACAGAUCA
Molecule: messenger RNA, 2937 nt
Organism: Prosopis cineraria
Lineage: Eukaryota; Viridiplantae; Streptophyta; Magnoliopsida; Fabales; Fabaceae
Product: disease resistance protein At4g27190-like
Exons: 3
Coding region: 546-1619 (357 amino acids)
Molecular function (GO): ADP binding
Source: RefSeq, a predicted model, not a curated record